Messenger RNA from Anthostomella pinea, 1665 nucleotides. NCBI's taxonomy places the organism in Eukaryota, Fungi, Ascomycota, Sordariomycetes, Xylariales, Xylariaceae. The record is from the annotation of a GenBank genome assembly.
AUGAGCGGUGUUAUUGAAUUGGCGAAGAAGCAGUUUACUGCGAGUAAACUCAUCUUCAACGUCCUGUUCUGGGGCCUACAUUGGUUUCUCUUCGGUUAUGGAUGGUGGAAGCAAGACACCGAGCCCAGAUUAGCAGCGCUCAACACGCUCAAGUGGUCCGUCUGGAUUUCACGAGGUGCGGGAUUGGUCUUAUCAGUCGAUGGAACCCUCAUCCUCUUGCCGGUAUGCCGAACGCUUGUGCGUUGGAUUAGGCCAAAGGUCAAGUUUCUGCCUCUGGAUGAGAAUAUCUACUUUCAUCGGCAAGUUGCCUAUGCGAUGGUAACCUUCACCAUCCUGCACGUAUCUGCACAUUAUGUCAACUUUUUCAACGUCGAGAAGACUCAGAUUCGACCCGGCACAGCCAUCCAGAUUCACUACACGCAGGCCGGCGGCAUCACUGGUCACAUCAUGCUGUUCUGCAUGUUGAUGAUGUACACCACGGCCCACUAUCGUAUUCGACAGCAGUCCUUCGAAACCUUCUGGUAUACCCAUCACCUGUUUAUCCCCUUCUUUCUGGGACUGUACACCCACGCCGUCGGGUGCUUCGUGCGUAGCUCUACACUCCCCUUUUCUCCCUUUGCCGGCGCCGCAUUCUGGGACAAUUGCAUCGGGUACCAGGGCUGGCGAUGGGAGCUCUUCGCUGGUGGUCUGUACUUGAUUGAGCGAUUGUACCGCGAGAUCCGAGCCAAGCGUACUACCAAGAUCACUCGUGUCGUUCGCCACCCCUAUGACGUUGUUGAGAUCCAGUUUGAGAAGCCUUCUUUCAAGUACAAGGCAGGCCAAUGGCUCUUCCUGCAAGUCCCUUCGGUCUCGGGCUUCCAGUGGCAUCCUUUCACCAUCACUUCUUGCCCCUACGACCCGUAUGUCUCGGUCCACGUUCGACAGGUCGGAGAUUUCACCCGCGCCUUGGGUGAUGCGGUUGGUGCCGGUGGCGCGCAAUCCAAACUGUACGAAGGCGUUGACCCUAUGGGAAUGUACGAGGUUGCGCUCCAGAAUGGCCAACAGAUGCCAGACCUUCGUAUCGAUGGUCCUUACGGUGCUCCAGCAGAAGAUGUCUUCCAGAACGAAAUUGCUGUCCUCAUCGGUACCGGUAUCGGUGUCACGCCUUGGGCCUCGAUUCUGAAGAACAUUUGGCAUCUGCGAAAUGGACCCAACCCUCCCACUCGUCUCCGACGUGUCGAGUUCAUCUGGGUGUGCAAGGACACCGGUUCCUUCGAGUGGUUCCAGACCCUGCUUUCGUCGCUCGAGUCGCAAAGUAGCGAGGCUGCUCGCAUUCCCGGCAGCAACGGCGUCGAGUUCUUGAAGAUCCACACUUAUCUUACUCAGAAAUUGGACAUGGACAUGCAGCAGAACAUUGUCCUCAACAGUGUCGGAGCAGACCACGACCCCCUGACCGAGCUCAAGGCGCGUACCAACUUUGGUCGCCCCAACUUCUACCGGAUGUUCGAGGCGAUGCGUGAUGGAAUCAUGGACCGGACAUACAUCAACGGCCUCGAAGGCAGCAUGCAGACUACGGUCGGUGUGUACUUCUGUGGUCCUUCCGCAGCUGCCCGAGAUAUCAAGAAGGCAGCCAAGGCGGGAACCAGCAGGGAAGUACGCUUCCGCUUCUGGAAGGAACAUUUCUGA